Messenger RNA from Harpia harpyja (harpy eagle), 3223 nucleotides. Its product is annotated as SNF-related serine/threonine-protein kinase-like. Gene Ontology annotation, cellular component: cytoplasm. Gene Ontology annotation, molecular function: ATP binding; protein serine/threonine kinase activity; tau-protein kinase activity. NCBI's taxonomy places the organism in Eukaryota, Metazoa, Chordata, Aves, Accipitriformes, Accipitridae. The record is from RefSeq and is a predicted model, not a curated record. The coding region runs from base 235 to 2484 and encodes 749 amino acids. The transcript is spliced from 5 exons. Gene Ontology annotation, biological process: intracellular signal transduction; protein phosphorylation; microtubule cytoskeleton organization.
GGGUGACCAGGGUGCUGGGGAGUGGAGGUGAGGGUAUUGGAGGUCCCCGUGGUGCUGGGGUCAUGGGGAUCUGGAGGUGGGGUAUGGGGGAACCCAGAGUGAUGGAGGAUUGGAGGUGAGGUAUUGGGGUGCCCAAGGUGCUGGGGACCUGGAGGUGAGGGUAUUAGGCUACCCAGGGUGCUGGAGACCUGGAAGUAGGGGUAUUGGGGUACACAGGGUACUGGGGACCUGGACAUGGGGGUGUCGGGUUGCCCUAGGGUGCCGAGGAGUGGUGGUGGGAGUAUUAGGAUUUCCAGGGUGCUGGGGACUGGAGGUGGAGUCAUAGAUGGGUGCCCAGGUCCUGGGAUGCUGGGGACUGGGAGGUGGGGUGUCGGGGGUGCCCAGGGUGCUGGGGACUCUGAUGUGCUGGGGAUCCUGGUGUCCACGGUGCUGGGGGACCUGGUUUUUGGGGGUGCCCCAUCCCCCACGCCACAUUGCUCAGCAGCUCCCCCAUCCCACAGUGCCCGAUGCCCCUCCCCGCCUGACGCCGCCACCAUGGCCGGGUCGCAGGGCUGCGGUGAGGGGAAGAUCGCGGGGCUGUAUGACCUGGAGCGCACACUGGGCAAGGGCCACUUUGCUGUGGUGAAGCUGGCGCGGCACGUCUUCACCGGCCAGCGGGUGGCCGUCAAGGUGAUCGAUAAGAGCAAGCUGGCGGGGGAGGCAGCGGGGCAGCUCCUGCAAGAGGUGCGCUGCAUGAAGCUGGUCCAGCACCCCAACGUGGUGCGCCUCUACGAGGUCAUUGACACCCAUGCCAAGCUCUACCUCAUCCUGGAGCUGGGCGAUGGCGGGGACAUGUUUGACCACAUCAUGCGGCACGAGGGCGGGCUGGCCGAGACGCGGGCCAAGCACUACUUCGCCCAGAUCGUCCACGCCAUCUCCUACUGCCACAAGCUCCACGUGGUGCACCGUGACCUCAAGCCCGAGAACGUGGUCUUCUUCCAGGAGCAGGGAGUGGUCAAGCUCACCGACUUCGGCUUCAGCAACCGCUUCCAACCUGGCAAGAUGCUCACCACCAGCUGCGGCUCGCUGGCCUACUCGGCACCCGAGAUCCUGCUCGGGGAUGAGUACGAUGCCCCGGCUGUCGACAUCUGGAGCCUGGGGGUCAUCCUCUACAUGCUGGUGUGCGGCCACCCCCCCUUCCAGGAGGCCAACGACAGCGAGACCCUCACCAUGAUCAUGGAUUGCCGCUACACUGUCCCCCCGCACGUCUCUGCACAGUGCGCUGAUCUCAUCUCCAGGAUGCUGCAGCGGGACCCGAAGCAGCGAGCCUCCCUGGAGCAGAUCGAGGGCCAUGCGUGGCUGCAGGGGGUGGACCCGUCCCCCGCCAGCCGCUGCCUGCUGCCCCUCACCUCCCACAAGCGUGUGUCCGAGGAGGAGCACGAAAUCAUCCUCCAGGCCAUGAUGUGCGGGAACAUUGCGGAUCGGGAUACCAUCCAGGAGGCACUGGAAGCUGACCGCUACAACCACAUCACAGCCACGUAUUUCCUGCUGGCGGAGAGGAUGCUGCGGGAGAAGCAGGAGAAGCAGGGCCACCGCCUCAGCCUCGUCUACAACCUGGCCAAGGAGGUGCAGAGCAGGACCAACUUAUCGGACACGUUCGGCCCCAUGGGCAGCACCAGCGGCCUCUUGCCCUUUACAGAGGUGCCAGGCGGCCUCGCCGUGGGGUCCCGGCUGCCUCCCCUGCCCACUGGAGGGGACAUCGGCGGCCGGCAGCCCCCCCGGACCCUGCUGAAGGUCCCCGCUGUUGACACCACCAUCACCAAGAGCACCCCGGCCCUGCAGCAGAUCUGCGAGGAGGAAGAGGAAGAGGAGGAGGAGGAGGAGGAGGGGAGGCCCAGCGCCAUGGAGAGGAAGAGCAGCUCGCUGAACCAGGAGCAGAUGCGAGCCUUCCUACACGCCCGCCGCCCACCUGGCCGCAGGGAGGUGUGGGGACUGGGGGCCGAGCUGGGGGGCCGGGGUGGGUGCCUGGGGGCGGCCUGGGCCAGGAAGGGAGUGAGGGGGGGCCGGGGUCCCCGAGCGAUGCAGGGGGACAGAGCUGAGCCCCCUAGGAGGGAGGAGGACAGAGAGCCUGGGGGUUCCUCGGCAGAGCUCCCCAGGGAAAGGGGAGCCAGCCCAUCAUCCCGGAGCAGCUCUGCUGGGGUCCCCCAGGUGCUGGGGGCAGAGACGACCCCCACCACCCUCCCGAGCCCCAUGGACAAGUCCCCGGGGCAGGGGGCACCCACCAGCCCGGCCUGGCAGCCAGUGGAGAGCUCAGGCCCAGGGGGCACUGAGGGGGGUGCAGAGAGCGUGAUCAAGCUGGACCCGGGCAAGAGCAAGGGGGGCAGCCUGCGGGACAGGCUCCUGCAGUUCCCGCUCUGCGAGAAAGCCCUGGCCUUCAAAUUCCGGCCAGGCUCCAAGGAGAGCCUCCUCUCACUGGGGCAGUUCAACUGCUGCCAUGUCAUUUAAGUCCCUGGGGUGAGGGUCCAGGAGGGCGACAGCUCCCCUGCCUUUGGUCUGCUUGUGACCCGCAGAGCAUGGGGCUGGUGGGGGUCACGGUGCCCCUGCUUUGUCACCUGUGGUGCCCACCCAGCUAGCACCCACCCCCGGCACUUGCUGCGACAGACCCCCUGGGAUGGGACUGUCCGGGGGAUGAGGUGGGUUUGGGGUCCAUCCCUACCCCAGCCAGCCUGUCCCCAAACCCCUGGGGCUGCCAGGGGCAGCUCCAUGGCCCCGCCGGGGUUGGAUGGACCACAACACAUUUUUUAACUACUAGAAAUAAUUUUUUUAAAUAGUCUAUUUUAAUGUAAUUAAAUAGAGAUUGCUAUAUCCCCUCACCGGGACGGCAGCUCCCUCCCCAGCCCCGCAGCGUGCAUGGCCCCAGGGCCAGGCUGUCUUGCCCACGGUGGCCGUGGGGCAAUCAUUUGUCUGCCUGCAGCGUGUCACCCCCCCCAUGCCGUCCCCGCGCCCCGGCCGGGGCCAGGCACAGCCCUGCCUGUGGCUGCGCGUGACUCGAGGCUGUCCCCUGGGCCUCCCCUGCAAAUAAGCUUCCUAUUUAUUAUCUCUUUGUUUUCUUGCUGGCAAGAAAUGAAUGACGACUGAGGCGCGGGCCAGAGCUCGGCCUGAGCUGUGCGGCAGGCGCGCAGGAGGGAUCGGAGCCGCUGGGAAGCAAAGUUUAUCGGGCCAAUAAAAUAAGCUCGUGGGUUGA